ACGAAAAAAGAAAACAACAACCAUGGCGGCUGUUUCAACAACGGCAGACGAAGUUUGCAAAUAUGCGUACGAAGGAAAUUAUUCUCUUUUAAAAUUAAAAGUUGAAAGCAACAACGAAUUAGCAACAAAAAAAGACUCGAGUUCCCGGACACCAUUGCAUUGGGCUGCUUCUGGAGGACAUACUGAUAUUGUUGAAUACCUUUUGUCUUUGCAUGUUCCAGUUGAUGAAAGAGAUGAGACCCAGUGGACGCCGCUAAUUAUUGCUUCAUCAGCUGGUCGUAUUCAGAUUGUAAGGGACCUGCUUGCUCAUAAUGCUCAGGUUAAUGCUGUCAACAGUACAGGUCAAAGUUCUCUACACUAUUCUGCAUCAAAAGGGCACAUAGAAAUUUCAGAAAUCCUUCUCCAGCAUGGUGCUGAUAUUGAUUGUGUUGAUUCCCUUGGUCACACACCACUCCAUCGAGCUGCUAGCAAAGGCAACUUAAAAGUUGUCCAGCUUCUCAUAUCCAACAAUGCACACUUAGAUAUCAGAGAUGCCUCAGGAUGUACACCCCUUCACUUGGCUUGUGAGGAUGACAAUGGAGAAGUUGCCAAAAUGUUAAUAGAUCAUGGAGCCAGAACAGACAUAACAAAUAAUGAUCACCAAACAGCUUUUGAUAUGGCUCCCAGAACUCUGCAAAAAAAUUUGAAGAGUGCUUUAGAUCGAUGACCGUACAUGUUGUAAUACAGAAAUGCUUAUAGUACAAUGUUGCAGUAACUAUAUUUCCACCUGAAGUAUCUGCAUAAGGGAAUUACCAUCUUGUGUAUACACAUACCAUAUUUUACCAUCUUGUACAUACCAUUGUGUGCACAUGUAAAUUAUCACCAUCAUAUGUCUAUACAUGUGUUACCUUAUGUACUGAUACGAGGUAAUGCCAUGUGUGUAAAUCUGAAUUAAAAUUUUGCAUAUAUCGCUACCUUGUGUACUUGGUAUUGAUAUGAGGCAAUAUGAUCUUGUG
Physella acuta is the source of this 995-nucleotide messenger RNA. RefSeq names its product 26S proteasome non-ATPase regulatory subunit 10. Gene Ontology annotation, cellular component: BRCA1-A complex; BRCA1-BARD1 complex. Lineage: Eukaryota; Metazoa; Mollusca; Gastropoda; Physidae. Gene Ontology annotation, biological process: protein K6-linked ubiquitination. Gene Ontology annotation, molecular function: protein binding; ubiquitin-protein transferase activity. The record is from RefSeq and is a predicted model, not a curated record.